This is a messenger RNA of Physcomitrium patens, 865 nucleotides long. RefSeq names its product small ribosomal subunit protein eS17. Gene Ontology annotation, cellular component: ribosome. Gene Ontology annotation, molecular function: structural constituent of ribosome. Lineage: Eukaryota; Viridiplantae; Streptophyta; Bryopsida; Funariales; Funariaceae. Gene Ontology annotation, biological process: translation. The record is from RefSeq and is a predicted model, not a curated record.
CGGAUGGUGGGGCUCCUUGCAAAACCCUAGCCGAGAUCUGAGCUAAGUCUUUCCGCUGCGCCAUUGUCUGUCUUUCUCAAUUCCAGAGCUCCACUCCUCUUCCCCUUGCUUAUCUCCAAGCACCGUUUCGCCACCAUGGGACGUGUAAGGACCAAAACCGUGAAGAAGGCCUCAAGGGUCAUGAUCGAGAGGUACUACUCUCGCAUGACCCUGGACUUCCAGACCAACAAGAAGAUUGCCGAGGAGGUGGCAAUCAUCCCGUCGAAGAGGCUCCGCAACAAGAUCGCCGGGUUCGCCACUCACCUGAUGAAGCGCAUCCAGAGAGGGCCAGUGCGCGGAAUCUCUCUGAAGCUGCAGGAGGAGGAGCGCGAGAGGCGCAUGGACUUCGUGCCGGAGGAGUCAGCGAUCAAGACUGACGUGAUCGAGGUGGAUAGGGAGACGAUCGAGCUGUUGGCUCACCUGAACAUGCCUCAGCUGCCGGGAGUGGUGCAGCAGGCAGCCCCUACCGCGGGAGGAGGGUUCUUCAAGCCCCAGGGGGGAGGAUACCAAGGCAACAGGAACAGGAAUUAGAUGAUAGCGAGAGGUUUGAUCAUGUAGCCAGGUUCUGUGCAUGCUGGGUGCGGCUCCUUUUUCGUUGUUUGAAGAAAUGUAGUUAAUCCCCCCCUACAUCAUUCAACUCGGCCCUGGGCAGAAAACUCCUAGCUUGGCUGCUUCACCGAAAUGACGCUGCAUGCUUGUUUAACCAGAUUCUGUUUACUAGAUUCACUCUCAUUGAAGCACUUGGCUGUACUUCUGAAACCUCUAACGCUGUAAUGCACAGAUGCUUACCACUCGCUGUGAGCUCCACGUGCACGAAUUCACAUAU